GGUAAAACCUCCAACUUCGUCGUAGCUGGUGCAACAAAGAAAAUUACAAUAAACCGGAUUAUUAUAAAGAGGUAUGGAAUUUGUCCGGUUGGAAUAUGACUUAGGGAAGGUCAGAGAUCAAACGACACUUAGUCGCUAGCUUCGGCCGCCGUGACUGUUGUUUUGCCAAGUGGCGGGGGGCACAUUUGGCAGGCAGGACUGGAAAAAAAAUGAAAGGCUGAAUGAAUCGACCAUGAGCUUUAAAAAGAGAUCCACAGCCAAUGCUCCAAAAAUACCAGCUGGAUCUCGCAUCAGUGCUUAUAAUGGACAGCUGCUCAUUUCUACUGGCGUCCCGUCUCUGGACGAUAUCCUUGGUGGCGGUUUACCAGUUGGUACAGUGUUGCUGAUUCAGGAAGAUCAACACACGUCGUACGCACAGCUUCUGUUGAGUUAUUUCCUGGCACAAGGUGUUGCCUGUGGACAUCACUGUGCGAUUGCCUCAAUGGACGAAACACCGCAACAGAUUUUGGACAACUUACCCUGGUUAGCUGAGCAAUCCACCUCCAGCGAGCAAGAGUCCAAGUCGUCAAAGCAGGAAAGCGAGGAUGAUAAGAUGAGCAUAGCGUGGCGUUAUCAAUCCUUGAAGCGAUUUGAUACAGGUGUACCUGCGCGUAGUGUUCCCGCACCUAUACCGCAAACAUCCAAGCAAGCCGCAGGAGCAGGUCUCCCGGAAAUCAACUUCUGUGACACUUUUGAUUUGACCACUAAGAUCAAACCAGAAGCUCUUCAGAGCGCAAAGACAACACUGAUCAAUCCUCCUACUUGCUUCGAUGAUCAAUAUAAUGGCGAUCGGGAUGAUUAUGAAAUUUUAAUGGAAGAACUGCAGAGUGUAAUUGUAGAUGGCGGUUUUAGCUCCAUGGUGCCAGUGCCGCAAGGUACAGAACGCAACGCAUUGCGGAUAGGUAUUCAGUCACUGGCCUCACCGAACUGGCAGUGCAAAAAUCCACAGGACAUACUGAAGGUACUACAUGCGUUGAGAGGACUUCUUCGAUUUUCAUUUGGAGCGGCUGUCAUUACUGUACCGACGUAUCUUUAUGAUGCUGCGUUUCAAAGGCGGCUACAGCAUAUGUGUGACGCAGUAGUAGAGAUUGAAUCAUUUGCUGGCUCACUUAAGCACUCAUCAGCAUCCUAUGCGCAAACAUAUCACGGAUUCUUUCAUGUACACAAAGUACCUGUUUUGAACUCUCUUUUGCCGUCCAGCACCAAGCUCUCCGUCUUAUCUGGGGACGGCAGCAAUAACUUAGGAUUCAAGCUCAGACGCAAGCGAUUUGCUAUUGAGACGUUUCAUCUUCCGCCUGAAGGAGGUGUGUCAACUAGACGAACUGAACCCAAAGAGGAGGCUAGUAAAAAAGAAGAUCAAUCGAAAGGACGACUGGUAUCUUCUUUAGCUUCCAUGUCAUUAGAUAGAACGCCUAAGGUGGGAUGUGGAUCAACGCCUUCACGUAAAGACCCGUUAGAUUUCUAGACGUGUGGCAAAAAACACAAACAUCCAUUCUAAAUAUAAACUCAAAAACCCCAUUCAAGAAAAAAAAAACUGUGAGCCCUGCCUGUC
Molecule: messenger RNA, 1591 nt
Organism: Umbelopsis ramanniana AG
Lineage: Eukaryota; Fungi; Mucoromycota; Umbelopsidomycetes; Umbelopsidales; Umbelopsidaceae
Exons: 5
Coding region: 233-1504 (423 amino acids)
Biological process (GO): tRNA wobble uridine modification
Cellular component (GO): elongator holoenzyme complex; cytoplasm; transcription elongation factor complex
Source: RefSeq, a predicted model, not a curated record